AUGGCUGCUCAAGCUGGCGCAGAAGAUCCUCUUGUCUCGGCCUUGCCUCCGGCCACCGACUACAUGACUUACCUGACGUUAUUGGAGUAUCAACUGACCCCUCGGAACCUUCCCACAUUGAGCAGACUCCUUAGCGACGAUGACGGUAAACUUGCCGAAGAAAUCGGAUGGGAUCUGUUGAAGCUCAUCCUUCCCAUGUUGAAAGAUACCCCUGAAGAAGCUAAUCGAUGCUUGGAGAUUGUUGCUCGACGGGGCAAUCCCAGAGAAGUCGUCGUUCGCGUUGCCGAAGAGCUGGAGAAGCUGAGUGAUGAAGUCCAGGGGUCAGAAAACGAAGAUGACUUUGACGAGAGAGAUGACCAAGAUGACCUGCCGACCUUCCCUGGGGAAGCACCUCGAGUCCAUCUGGGACAGAUGACCCUGCAAGGCAUGCCCGCCGAUAUGCCAUCCCAUGAAGGCGCCGGCGAAUCGGGCAAUGUACAGGAAACAGUAUCAGACAAGGCACUAAAGUUGCAAGCCCUCUUCAAUAUGUUGAGCAUCCUUCACCCUAGGAUCAAAACACAGUUUCCCAGUCGCUUUCUUGCAACAUCCCUGCCGGCCGCCCUGGGCGCUUAUCGACAGGUACCCAUCUCGACCGUGACUACUUCUUCAUUCUUAACCAUGCUGGAGAAGAUAGCCGGCAGGAAACGGCCUCCAUUGCCUCCACGCACCAGCACCCAAGGUGAGGGACCGUCUUCGAGCAAAGUACCACAGGAUGUGCCUGCGUCGACCGCUCCUUUGCCGGAUCCAGAGGCUAAGGCUGAAGAGGAGGACACUGGGGUCAAUGAGCCUUCACAAGGUGAAAAGGCCAUCAUUUUCCGACUACUUGACGCCGUACUACUUGAGGUCUUGGACGAAUAUAUGUCCUCACUGGCAACUCACGACCAUCCCUCCAUGUCCUGGACCGCUCGACUGCGGGAAUAUUGCGAGCCAAGAAGGGUUGUGCCUGGGAGGCCGACAGAAAACGCGGUCUGGGAGAAAACACCAGAAUUGAAGGAACGUGACGCUCUCUUGGCCCGAUUCUUCUCAAUAAGCAAGCAGAUGCAACUCGACGCUAACCAAGAGAUUACAAAACUCGUCCACGAAGACGAGGACGAAGAUCUCGAGAACCCCUACCAUGACGAGACACCAUCAGAAUACCCAACUAAGCCAUCUCAAAUCCCAUUCCCCAGAGCCGGAGUCAUCUUCCUACACGCUUAUCAAUCCUAUAUAAACCCUUCCGACACAGAACCGCUGCUUACCACCUCCGAGCUCACAAAACUUAUCGCGCAUUCGUUUCCCCUCAGCGCAACCCCCACCAUACCGCUGCCACCACUCCAGGACUCGCUCCUUUCUCUUUUGUACAAACGAUCUCUGGCAGUCACUGCUGCCCCAACAACACCACAGCCCUCUCCAGCCAAAUUUCUCCUUUUGAUAAGCACAUUGACUCAACUCUUUACCAUCACCCCUUACCCGUCUCUCCGUGACUCGGCACAUUAUAUCGCGACAAAAUUGAUACACGCGUACCCCGAUCCAUCCCUUCGCUUACAAGUCAUUGCGCAAACACUUCGAGGAGACACGCUGAGCACUAACUGGGCAGAAAUUGAAGAUGAGCUGGAAGAGACUGAGCCGCCAGCGCCGGGGAUUGAUGAAGAGACGGGGCUCACAAGGAGCACUUCAGCGUUGCAGCCGCAUCCAAUUCCACUAGCACCUCCGCAGCAGCUCGGACUGUUGAAGGCUGUUGGGGUGGAUUGGCUGAAGGCUGAAUUUUCGGAGUGGAUUAGUGCAGGAGCGCGAGCCCAGGCUGAAGAGGUACCCAUGGUGAUUGGUGCUCUGGAUCCGUCGGCAAUCCUCUUUGCACCGAAUGAUGCGGACAGAAAAGAGGAGACGAGUGAAGACAAGAACGACACAGACCGCUCACUGAUCGAUCUCCUCUUCCCGCCGGAUAUGCCCUCACUCGCUCUCUUCUCAAGCUCCUCCACAACAACCUCGACUUCUCCAGAAGAAUCACCAUUGGACAAAUUACCCGACCUUCUUCUCUCGAUCCCUUUCUACAUCUCGACCCUUAAUCUCAUUUGCAUUGUGCUCCCACAUCUACCUUUCUCUCAGCAUCCAUCCUCAUCCCUCAAAUCUCGGAUCUCGGCUCAUCUCUCGUACCUGAACAACGCAGUGAAUUUGCUGCUUGAGUUGCUUCAGCAUGCACAGGCGUCGACUUCAAGUACGGCAUCUGGAGAACCAGGAAUGCGGGGAGGAGGCGCCGACGAGCAUGAAGGAUUCCUGGAAGAAUCGCGUGCUGAUAUCUAUGCGUUCCAGGAUGCCUGUGUCAGGGCCACCGGGGUGUGGGAGAAGGUGGCAUAA
Fonsecaea multimorphosa CBS 102226 is the source of this 2373-nucleotide messenger RNA. RefSeq lists its product as uncharacterized. Gene Ontology annotation, cellular component: cytoplasm. The record is from RefSeq and is a predicted model, not a curated record. The coding region runs from base 1 to 2373 and encodes 790 amino acids. Gene Ontology annotation, biological process: cellular response to oxidative stress. Lineage: Eukaryota; Fungi; Ascomycota; Eurotiomycetes; Chaetothyriales; Herpotrichiellaceae. The transcript has a single exon.